Messenger RNA from Gigantopelta aegis, 2701 nucleotides. Its product is annotated as toll-like receptor 4. Gene Ontology annotation, cellular component: membrane. NCBI's taxonomy places the organism in Eukaryota, Metazoa, Mollusca, Gastropoda, Neomphalida, Peltospiridae. Gene Ontology annotation, biological process: immune response; toll-like receptor signaling pathway. The record is from RefSeq and is a predicted model, not a curated record. Gene Ontology annotation, molecular function: protein binding; transmembrane signaling receptor activity. Bases 357 to 2549 code for a protein of 730 amino acids. The transcript has a single exon.
AACACACAAUCUACUGCACAGCUGUGGCUACACUGUUCAGCUUCUACGUGUUCUAACAAACUAGUUCAGUCAAGGAAGAAGAUUCGUGAAACUGGUAGCUGGUGAUCAUGAAGAAUGCUGUGACACGAUGAAGCUAGAUACUGAAGUUGAACAAAUGUGAAUUAUAUACAUGCUUGUGCCGAUUCACAAUAGUUGGAUUAUGUGAAGAAAAUAAUUCCUGUUAUCAAAUAAGUGAAGGAUCCUAAUGUUAGACGAGAGAUUACUGUCUGUUUGUACAAUCAGCUAGCAAACUCGACGUCUCCGACAUAAAAACAUAGAAGUGGAUUAAAUAGUUCCGAGGCGAAUGUGGAUUCAUUAUGUUGAUAGCGGCGGUAAUUAUCAUUCUCUCGUUUGUUAUGAAUGGACUUUGUAACACGACAUCGUGUCCAUGCGACUUCCACGAUACAGUAGCCAACUGUUCUUAUAAAAAUUUUACAAAAGUGCCUAAUUGCAUACCUGAUAACAUAACCGUCCUUUUCUUCGUUAAUAACACCCUCACAGAAAUAGACAACGAAACAUUUUCCAGUUGGCCAAAUCUUACAUAUAUUGAUGUCACAAAUAACUCGAUUAUCAAUAUAUCACAGGACGCGUACAGCAGUCUUACUUUUUUAGAAACGUUGAUUUUAAAUAACAACGUUAUGGGUGUUGACACUAUAAAAUCUGCAUUCAAGUCGUUAAAUCAAGGACAUCUGAAGUACCUGGGAUUGACUAAUGUCAUGACUAAUCGAGAAAUGAAAGAUGAUUUCUUUUACAAUCUGAACGAGUCAGGAAUUACACAUCUGAAACUGAUGUGGAACAACAUAGAACGAUUUAACAUGUCUGUGUUUCGUAUUUUUAAACAUUUGAAGAAUGUCGACCUUAGUUACAAUUUUAUUUCCGUGUUAAACCUGGCGCCAGACAUCCAAAUCCAAACGCUGACUGUAAAUAAUAACAAAGUGUCGAUAAUUAACGGACACAAUCACAGCUAUGAAAUGAGAUACCUGACAAAACUCCACUUGAAGCAUAAUGACAUUGUGUACUUAAAACAGCACUUCUUCCGUUUCUUCCCUAAUAUUGAGAUGGUUGAUCUUUCUGAAAGCCCCGCCUCGGUAAUAUACAAAAAUGCAUUUUCUUCUCUACAAAAUCUAACGAUUAUAAAACUCGAUAAUAUGUGCGGAUUAAGAAGGAUCGAAGAGAACGCAUUCAACAACAGACACGUAAAAUACAUUUCUCUAAAGAAUAACUAUUUGGAUUUUUCCAAAGAAGAACACUACUCCCAUAAUAUGUUUAACGGUUGUACGAACUUAGUUCAGUUAAACCUUUCUGGAAAUUUGAUGAUGGAUGCAAACAGUGCAUACCUUACCAAUUUAUUUAAGCCAGUGAACCGUACUAUAAAAACUAUAUUCUUAGACCAUUGCAUACUGCGGAUAUUACCCGAGACGUUUUCAUUGUUCCCAGCACUCACACAUCUAUACCUUAUUGGUAACGAACUCGCAUCCAUUAGCCAUUCGUAUUUCCCACCAACGCUACGCUUGCUUAAUGUCAAAGAUAAUGAAAUCACAACAGUUAACGAGUCAUCCAUACCAGCAAAUUUAACCAACUUAAAAAUAAAUUUAGCCCUCAACCAAUUUGAUUGCACAUGCGACUUGAUGUGGUUUGUGAAUCUUCUUGAAGCUACCAACAGCAGCAAUACGUUUUACCAGCACAGUGAGUCUUAUACAUGCUCAAGUCCUCGUCCCGAAUACAAAAAGUCUUUAAGAAGAUUUGCUAAAACAAUAAGCGAGCAGAAGUGUUUGCUAGCAUCUAGCACGAUUCUUAUGAUCAUUGCUGCUUUAACGUUCUUGUUUAUCCUCAUCAUUGUGGGAACACUACUGUACCACUAUAGGUGGCACUUCCGUUACUUCCUGUACAUGCUGCGCAGUAGCCGUCUGGCCAGAGAAGCAGACGACGAUUGUGAGUACGUAUUUGAUGCAUUUGUGGCUUAUUCACCGAAAGAUCUGAAAUGGAUUCUCGAACAGGCUAUACCGAAUCUUGAAGAAAGUGAGCAUUUUCAGUUGUGCAUUCAUCAAAGAGACUUUCAGCUAGGCGGCUUGCUUGUGGAUGACAUUCUGCAGUGUAUUAACUCUAGUAAGAAAUUCAUCAUACUUUUAUCAGACAAGUUUGCCCGGAGUCAGUGGUGUCAGUUUGUACUGGCCGUCAUUCAAAGACAGCUUCGUACCCAGUGUCGGGAUAUCCUGAUUGUAGUGAAACUGGGCAAGAUUGACACGAAACACUUAAGCCCAUCGAUGUUUGAUCUUCUUACAACAAAAAACUACAUGGAGUGGUCAGAAGACCUUAGGGCAAGGCCAUCAUUCUGGAGAGGACUAGUUCAGUACAUGAAACAGCGACCCAACCUGAUACAGUCAUGCAGUCAGCCUAACCCAUCACGGAAAGUUGAACGACCCAAUGUCUGCGAAAGAUCCUUGUCUGAACAUCCCGGCACGUCUCGAGACAUUUGUGAGGAUGAUCCAAGAUAUCGCUGCACUGUCUGAUAGUCCGAACAAUCUCGGCCACAGAACACAUCUGUACUUUUCGUUUAACGUUUAACCUAAGACACGUGAACUAAGUCAAGUCAUAGUGUCGCUAAACGAGAAACAUCCGCUCCCUCAAGUUAAAUUAUCAUAAUAAAAGAAUUUGCCUCAUC